Eubalaena glacialis (North Atlantic right whale) is the source of this 2505-nucleotide messenger RNA. Its product is annotated as solute carrier family 28 member 3-like. The record is from RefSeq and is a predicted model, not a curated record. Gene Ontology annotation, molecular function: purine-specific nucleoside:sodium symporter activity; pyrimidine- and adenosine-specific:sodium symporter activity. Gene Ontology annotation, biological process: pyrimidine nucleoside transport; purine nucleoside transmembrane transport. Gene Ontology annotation, cellular component: membrane. Lineage: Eukaryota; Metazoa; Chordata; Mammalia; Artiodactyla; Balaenidae.
AUGGUGGCAGGAGGCCGGGGACUGCAGGUUCGAUGGAGCGCGGGACCAGCGGGCUUCUCGGCCUCACCGGUGAGACAGCACAACCGAGCGAAGCUCCGCGCGACGCAGACCUCGCUACCGUCCCUGCCAACGGCGCUCUUGGAUGACGUACAACUGUCGCGAGAGUUUGGAAAUUGCCGGCUCAGAGAGACUCCUCUGUCUCUUGGACAGUGCCCUGCUUCUGAACUCUCGGAGGCUCCUGGUUCCUGGGUCCCCAGGGCGCAGGAAACGUCGCUCGCAGUCGUGCGGAUCAACAGUCCCGUGAGCGCCGGCGCGUGGGGCGGGCUCGGCUCCACCCGCCUCCAGCUUUGCGCUGAGCCCUCGGCUCCAGGCGGCGCAGGGGUCCGGGGAGGCCGCCCCUUUCACGGAGCACUAGGGCUCCACCUUGCGCCCCAUUAUGGGGCAAGCUCACGGUCCCCCAAAGCACCGAGCCCCUCGGACUGCUCCCAUCCCACGGCCCGAGCCCUCUUUCAUCCCCGGUUGCCCAGACAUUUGAAAAGAAUUCAGAGCCCAGCCAAAUCCGUGAGCCGCAAAAAUUCUGUGGAGCUGCAGAGGAUGGUAGCCCUCACAGCCGAGGACUGCAGCAACACCGGCUUUCAGAGUGAUGAAGACUGCUUUGAAAACCAGAACACAUCAGGAAAUGACAACUCACUAAGGAGUAGAAUUGUGCAAAACAGAGAGCAAGAAAAGGGCACGGGGGACGAGCAAGUCACCAUUGAGCAGGAUUCUCCAGGAAAGGACGAAGAUGAGGAGGAUGAUCAAGAGACGCAUCAAAAAGGGUGCCUGGAAAGGAAGUGUGGUCCAGUUUAUGAUUUUUGUAGGGAACACAAAACAACCGUUAAGUAUAUCAUCUGGGGCAUUUUAAUAGCAAGUUACCUGGCUCUGGUGAUUGCGGCCCGUGUGCUGAACUUUCGCAGAGCCCUUCCUCUUUUCGUGAUCACGGUGGUUGCCAUCUUCUUUGUGAUCUGGGAUCACUUCAUGGCCAGAUAUGAGUCUCAAAUUGCUCAGUUCCCCUCUCCUGGCCAAAGGCUUCUGGACAGUCAUUUGUUCUGGCUGAAGUGGGUGAUUUGGGCUUGCCUGAUCCUGGGAGUUAUUUUCUGGCUGGUCUGUGACACCACCAAAUUGGGCCAACAGCAGCUGGUGUCCUUCGGUGGACUCAUAAUGUACAUUAUCCUGACAUUUCUAUUUUCCAAGCACCCAACCAAAGUUUACUGGAGGCCUGUCUUCUGGGGUAUUGGGUUACAGUUUCUUCUUGGGCUUUUGAUACUAAGGACAGAAACUGGAUUUAUGGCUUUUGACUGGUUACGGAAACAAGUUCAGACGUUCCUGGAGUACACUGAUGCUGGCGCCUCAUUUGUCUUUGGUGAGAAAUAUAAAGACCACUUUUUUGCAUUUAAGGUCCUGCCCAUCGUAGUUUUCUUCAGCACUGUGAUGUCCAUGUUGCACUACCUCGGAUUGAUGCAGUGGAUCAUUAAAAAGCAUUCCUAGGUUGGAUGGGUAAUGCUAGUGACUGUGGGAACAUCUCCUGUUGAAUCUGUAGUUGCUUCUGGCAGUAUAUUUGUUGGACAGACAGAGUCUCCACUGCUGCUCCAACCAUAUUUACCAUACGUCACCAAGUCCGAACUCCACGCAAUCAUGACCACUGGGUUCUCUGCCAUUGCUGGAAGUGUCUUAGGUGCAUAUAUUUCUUUUGGGGUUUCAUCCUCUCACCUGUUAACUGCUUCAGUUAUGUCCACACCUGCAGCAUUGGCUAUUUCUAAACUUUCUCGGCCUGAGACAGAAACGCCUAAAAUAACUCAGGGAGCAUCCUCAUCCAUUUCCCUGGUGGCGAACAUCGCUGUGAAUUUGAUUGCCUUCCUGGCCCUGUUGUCCUUUGUGAAUUCAGCCCUGUCCUGGUUUGGAAACAUGUUUGACUACCCACAACUGAGUUUCGAAGUAAUAUGCUCCUACAUCUUCAUGCCCUUUUCCUUCAUGAUAGGAGUGGACUGGCAAGACAGCUUUAUGGUUGCCAAACUCAUAGGUUAUAAGACAUUCUUCAAUGAAUUUGUGGCUUAUCAGAAACUCUCAAAAUUGAUCCAUUUAAGGCAAGAGUGUGGACAAUUUGUGGAUGGUGUGCAGCAAUAUAUGUCGAUUCGUGCUGAGACAAUUGCCACUCAUGCUCUCUGUGGCUUUGCCAAUUUCGGUUCCCUAGGAAUAGUGAUCGACGGACUCACAUCCAUAGCACUUACCAGCAAGCAUUCUGUAGACAUCAACUGCCAUCAUGUUUUGGAGAAUGCCUUCAACUCCAGCUCAGUUAGAAACACAACCAAUGCAGUAUCUUGCUGCCAGAGUCUACUGAGCAGCACUGUUGCCAGGGGUCCUGGUGAGGUCAUCCCAGAAGGAAACCAUAGCCUGUAUUUGAAGGACUGCUGCAAUUUGUUGAAUCCACCAACACUAAACUGCAGUUGGGUUCCUAAUGCAUUUUGA